UCGGUGCUCCGCGCCUGCCCUCGGUGCUCCGCGCCGCGCGUCCGCCCAGUCGUCAUGGCCGGGCUCGUGGUCAGUGGAACUCAAGUGUCCUACAUAGGCCAGGACUGCAGAGAAAUUCCAGAGCACCUUGGCAGGGACUGUGGACAUUUCGCAAAGAGGCUCGAUCUGAGCUUUAACCUUCUGAGGUCACUGGAAGGACUGAGCGCGUUCAGGAGCCUGGAGGAACUCAUCUUGGACAACAAUCUGCUCGGGAACGACCUCGUGUUGCCAGGGUUACCCAGGCUUCAUACCUUAACCCUCAACAAGAACCAGAUCACUGACUUGGAGUGUCUUCUUGAUCACCUGGCAGAAGUGACACCAGCGUUGGAGUACCUCAGCCUGCUGGGUAAUGUGGCCUGUCCCAACGAGCUGGUCAGCUUAGAAAAGGAUGAGGAAGACUACAAGAGAUACAGAUGCUUUGUUCUGCACAAGCUGCCCAAUUUGAAGUUUCUGGAUGCCCGGAAAGUAACCAGACAAGAACGAGAGGAAGCUUUGCUCAGAGGGUCAUUCAUGAAGGUGGUGAAGCCCAAGGCUUCCAGUGACUGCAUCACGGCCUCUCCAGUGCACCACUAUACACCCCUGCCUUCUGCUUCCAGGGAUCUCACCAAUCAUCGAGAUGAAAGUUUGCAUUAACAAGGAGGAAGCUUUGUAUUUAUAAUGGAAAAUUAAUUUUGAAAAUUUUGUGAUGAGAUGAAACACAAAACUUUUUGAUAAAGCCUGGAGUCACAGAAACACUGCUCAUUUGCAUUCUUCUUUGGCUCAUCAUUCCUGAAAAUGAUCUUUGUGAUAAUGGAAGAAGCACUGAAUCAGAAGAACUGAAAGCCAACCAUAGCUUUUUCCUAUAAUAAUUUUAUCUUUUUGAAUGCAUUUUUUUCAUCUUUCUAAAUCUUAUUUGCUUCAUCUGUGGACUGGGGGUAAUAUAACCUAUCUGUUAAUGCUAGGGAUUAAAUGAAUGAUGAAUUUAAAGCACCCGGUAGAGUGUCUUGCACACAGAAUGAAUGAGUAUCUGAUGCUGUGAAGGGCUAUGGAUGUGCCAUGUUUCUGGGGGACAAUCUGCCUCCAUCUCCAGGGACAUGCCUGAUGCAGAAGACAAUUCUACCAAAAGAAAACUCAAAACAGAGAACGUUUAUUAUGUUAAUGGUUAGAUGGCCUAAGGACUUAUUAUGUUCAGGGGCAGAAAUUUUGUUAUGUCUUUUCCUGUUAAUGUUAGAAAGAAAAUCCUCACCCCAUUAGAAUCACUCAUUGUAGUGUUGCUCAACAUGUCCCAAGCCCUUCCUGCCCUUGAGAAUCUGCCCAGCCUCUAUGCUGUAGCUGUCAGGGACUGUAACUGCCUUUAACGUCCAAGAGUGAUUGGUAGAUAUCAUGCCACAUGGUCCCUAGAAUACAUGGGCAUAGGUCAUUCCAGAUAGGAAGAUGAGACAUGUGAAUUGAAUCGCAGAAGUGAGAGUGGAUAUCCCAUCUUGUUCCUAAUGGAGGGAAAGCACUCAGUCUUACCAUUUUCAGUAUGAUGUUAGCUGUGGUUUCUGUAGGCGACCUUUAUCAGAUUGAGGAACUUCCCUUUUAUUCCUA
Molecule: messenger RNA, 1608 nt
Organism: Callorhinus ursinus (northern fur seal)
Lineage: Eukaryota; Metazoa; Chordata; Mammalia; Carnivora; Otariidae
Source: RefSeq, a predicted model, not a curated record